This is a messenger RNA of Trifolium pratense (red clover), 1650 nucleotides long. RefSeq lists its product as uncharacterized. The transcript has 3 exons. The record is from RefSeq and is a predicted model, not a curated record. The coding region runs from base 302 to 1141 and encodes 279 amino acids. Gene Ontology annotation, cellular component: clathrin vesicle coat; membrane. Gene Ontology annotation, biological process: endocytosis. NCBI's taxonomy places the organism in Eukaryota, Viridiplantae, Streptophyta, Magnoliopsida, Fabales, Fabaceae.
CACGGGUAAAUAAAUAAUCCAAAUGAAGUAACAAGCGCUUAUCUUGUGCUAUAAUAGCUGUUUGGAUAAACAAGGCAAUAUAAUUAUGAGGUUUUUGAUGAGUAAGGAAAGAAGAGGGAGGAGCUAAGGUGAGGAUAUUGGUAAUGUGACUGUGUAUCUAUCUUCCUAAAGCAGUUAGUUGGGAGAGAGAGAGAAAGACACUGCACCAAUCUUCAAUUUUCUGAUUAAAUUGAACAAAAGAUAACGCGUCUUUCAAAUUCAUUCAAAUUAAACUCUCUCAAACUCAAACGCAACCAAAACGAUGUCGUUAGAAGAAGAAGAUGAGGGUUUCGAGCACACGCUACUUGUCGUACGCGAAGUCGCUGUCUACAAGAUCCCGCCGCGCACAACCUCCGGCGGCUACAAGUGCGGCGAGUGGCUUCAAUCCGACAAGAUCUGGUCAGGUCGGCUCCGAGUUAUAUCACGUAAGGACCGAUGUGAGAUCCGGUUAGAAGAACCGAACUCCGGCGAUCUCUUCGCAGCGUGUUUCGUGUUCCCUGGUCAGCGCGAGGGUUCUGUUGAACCGGUUCUCGACUCGUCUCGCUACUUCGUUCUCAAGAUCGAGGAUGGUCAAGGUAAGCAUGCGUUUAUUGGAUUAGGGUUCAAUGAAAGGAAUGAAGCUUUUGAUUUCAAUGUUGCACUGUCUGAUCAUGAAAAGUAUGUACGGCGAGAGAAUGAUAAGGAAUCCGGUAACUCCGAUGACGCCGAGGAUUCUCAGAUCGACAUUCAUCCUGCCGUUAAUCACAGGCUCAAGGCGGGGGAAACCAUUAGGAUUAAUGUGAAGCAUAAGGCAGCUGGUGGAGCUGGCAUGCUUUCAGCUGCUGGCCUAACGGGCGGGCAUGUAGCAACACCAAAGCCAAAAGUAUUGAACCUUGCUCCCCCACCGGGUGCAGCGAAAAUCAGAUCUGCUCUCCCACCCCCACCAAAUGAUCCUGUUGCUGUUCGGAUUGCUUCUACCAUUACUGGAUCUAGUGUCAAAGGGACAAACGAAGACGCGAAACACUCUACUGAUUCUCUAUCAGAUCUUUCUCAACUACAGAAGAAUCUUCCAAAACCAGCAAAUUCUGGAUCAACAGCUGCAUCAGGAUGGGCAGCCUUCUGAUUAUAUAUACAGACACUCCUGGAUCGAGAGCUGCAUCUGGAUGGGCAGCCUUCUGAUUAUAUAUACGAGUAUAACUACGAGGCUUUUGUUACUCUCUGGUUUAUUUUUGGGGUUAUUCAUUCUGAGAAAAGAAAUAGUGGAGGAAGCUGAAGAAAGAGGUGUGUCAUAAGUAUAGUUAGCACAAUACUGAGUAAUUCGAUUGCUCGAGGAAUGUCCUGGAAAUAUUCAUGUUUUUCCUUGGUUUGUAAUAACAGGUUUCUAUAUCCAUGUAAAAUUAAUUUCUCCCUGAUCCCUUGAUUUCACCCAAUAUUUCUUGAUCGAGGCAUGUGCUUGUGAUUUUCGUGCUCAAAGAAGGGUUCUCCCCAUGCCCAAUUUGUUAACAUGGGAGACCGCUUUUCCAAAUUUAUUUGAACCAACUAUGGGAGGAAAUUAUUGUCGAUGUAUUAACUGAGUUGUCUUAUAAGAACAUCAAAGUACAGACGGUGAUAUUUAUCACUAUCUCUCUUUUA